This is a messenger RNA of Suillus subaureus, 2268 nucleotides long. Its product is annotated as P-loop containing nucleoside triphosphate hydrolase protein. Gene Ontology annotation, cellular component: membrane; microtubule; cytoplasm. Bases 1 to 2268 code for a protein of 755 amino acids. The record is from RefSeq and is a predicted model, not a curated record. The transcript has 10 exons. Gene Ontology annotation, molecular function: GTPase activity; GTP binding; microtubule binding. NCBI's taxonomy places the organism in Eukaryota, Fungi, Basidiomycota, Agaricomycetes, Boletales, Suillaceae.
AUGGAUUUACUUCGCAAUCGACGCAAACAAGCAGCCUCAACGGAGCCCUCGAUCGAGCCCUCUAUUGAUGUAACCGUGACGUCUCUCCCUUCCCUCUCUGGUUCCGCGAGCCCUCCGGAGCCAUGGGAGGAAGUGGACAUAUCAUCUUCCGACUAUGCCCGCAGGCGCAGGGAGCUUAUGGAGAUGAUGGUUGACCUCCGAUCCAUGGGUGCUGACUCGUUGAUCGCAUUACCAUCCGUAGUCGUAAUUGGUGGCCAAUCCGCGGGCAAAAGUUCACUCGUCGAGGCCGUCAGUGGGAUCAAUGUCCCGAGAGAUAGCGGAACGUGUACAAGAUGCCCUAUGGAAUGUAACAUGUCUAGUCAUGCCACAUCGUGGUCCUGCACUAUCACUCUACGUUUCGGUUUCGAUAGUAAUGGCCUAGACCUCCAAAAGCCUACUAAUGUGCAAUUUGGCCGAACGAUCACUGAUAGAAGUGAAUUCGAAGUUUGGCUGCGUCGUGCUCAGGCAGCCAUUUUGAACCCAAACGUUCCUUCUUCGACUUUCCACACAAAGACCAUCGAAGAACUCAGGAACAUAAAAAAUACAUUAAAGUUCUCCCGCAACGUGGUGUGCGUCUCGAUUGAAGAUCCCGAUGCGACUGACCUGUCAUUCUAUGACCUACCUGAUGAUAUGGAAAAUCAACAAUCCAUGAGUCUUGCCAGGGCCGCAGACCCCAAUGGAAAGCGAACAAUUGGCGUACUUACGAAGCCCGACACGCUCGGUACUGGAGCUAUCAACCAGCGUCGCAAAUGGAUAGAAAUCAUUGAAGGUCGUUCGGAGGAGCACACACUAAGACAUGGUUUUUACUGUGUGCGUCUUCCCGAUGAUGCCGAACGUGCACAACGCCUGUCUCGUGCUGAAUCGCAAAGGCGUGCUGCUGAAUAUUUCGACACGACGUCGCCCUGGAAAGAUGUGAUCGACCGUCGUCGGUUCGGAAUUCCGGGCUUUGUCUCCGAUAUAAGCCAACUGCUCAUUCGAUUGAUCGAGGAAGCUUUGCCGCGUCUCAGAGAAGAUGUCGACGCGCUCCUCGCCAAAUGUACCAAGGACUUCGAUGAACUGCCCCCACCACUUGAAAACGACCCACAAAUUGAGGUUUUGGGACGAAUGAAUGCGUUCUGCGAUGACUUCAAGAGCUUUGCGAAUGGUAGUCACGAAGAUAAACGUCUUGCGCAGCGGAAUCGUGCUCUCUAUGCUAUUUUCAAGAGGGAUAUACGCGGCACCGCUCCUGACUUUAGGCCUUUCAAUGAUCCGGAAGACUAUGUUCCACUGGACGAUACUGAAGAGAAUAUGACUCUUACUGAGCGAGACCCAGGCGUGAAAAUGAUGGGCAUAUAUGAUAUCCGCAAGGCCAUCCAAGAGGCAAUUGGAUGGGAGCUUCCGAACAACGUGCCAUAUCAGGCAAAGGCAAACCUCAUUGCUCAAUUCACCAAACUUUGGGUUACUCCGUCUGAGCGCUGUCUUGUUGGUGUCAAUAAUGUACUUGAUCAAGUCAUCGACGCACUCAUAAGCACCCAUUUUGGACGCUUCAAAGUUCUUGAGGAAUACUUUGGCAAUUUGAUUCGAAUCCAAGUUGACAUCUGCAAGGCGCGUGCCCGAGGCGCUGUCAAAACAGCCUUGGAUCUGGAAACCACUACUCCGCACUAUACUCAGAACACGCACUAUCUUCAAACACUCCGUGAAAAAUGGUUGGGUCAUUAUAAGAGAGUUCGAAGUAGACCUUCUAUGUACAGGGCUCCCAUCCGUCACAUUGAGGAGGUCGUGGAACCCAUGGUAUCGAAACCCCGUUUGACCAAUAUCCCCAAUCGUUCAACUUCCCCAAGUCCUGAUAUCGAUUCCCCACCUCCGUUCAAGGAAUUUAUGUACAAUGGGUCUUCUAUGACUGGUCUUGUCAAGAGUCCUGGGAAGCCUAAUGGUCCCAAGUUGGAGACUCCCGAGGCCAAAGCUUUGAGGGCUCUUGCAGAAGCGGGGUAUGCGGGUCUUCGAGUUUCAGAUCUUGCACGGUUGUUACCUCCCGACUCAUUUGAGGAAGAGCUGGUUGUGAUGGCUGACGUUCGAGCCUAUUAUCACGUUGCCUACAAGGCGAGUCUCACUCAUCAUCUCCGUUUCAACGCGCUUAUCACCUCGAGCAGCGCAUCAUUGACCAUAUUCCUUUCACGAUCGAGCAUGCUCUCCAUCAUGCCCUGGCAAAACAACUUUCUACAGAGCCUUCUCACGAGCUUGCUGAGCUGA